UGUCCAGCACAUCUUCAGGUCUCCUUGUAGGCAGCCUAAGUUUCCGCGUCCGAUUAGCAUUGGGCUUAGCUUGUAAUGGAACUGAAGAUGUAACUGCCAUGGGCAAUAAAAGAAAAUUUCAGCCUAAGCUUUCUAAAUGACAGCUGCAGUUAUCCCACGGGAAGUGCCUAUAUUUACACUGACAAGAACUGCACGUUCCCAACAACCCAGAUUCGUCACUUGCCUUUUCCUCGUACCUCUGUCUCUUUCUCUGUCUCUGUCUCUCUCCAUCCAUUGUCCCUAAAACUGAUAACCGGCCCUUGGCUCUGUACAUAAAAUUUUUGUUUCGGAUUCGCUCUGCUCAUCGCAUCUGUACAGACAAAGGAUGGCGCUUCAGAUCCGCGCAGAGAAGAUGGAGCUGCGUCAGCACUACAGGAAUGUUUGGCACACGGAUCUCACGGGCGCCAUCAGCGCCGAUUUCCCUUAUUGUUGCUUUGCAGGGUUGUGUGGUCCGUGUGCUUCAUAUAUGCUGCGCAAGCGAGCUCUUUACAAUGAUAUGUCAAGGUAUACAUGCUGUGCUGGCUUUAUGCCAUGCAGUGGUAGGUGUGGAGAAAGCCGGUGCCCUGAAAUUUGUCUUUGCACUGAGGUUCUCUGUUGCUUUGCGAACUCAGUUGCCUCAACCCGGUUCCUUUUGCAAGAUGAAUUCAACAUACAGACAACGCAGUGCGAUAACUGCAUUAUUGCAUUCAUGUUCUGCCUCCAACAAUUGGCGUGUAUAUGUUCCUUGGUUGCUUGUUUGACUGGAAGUGAGGAAAUUGAAGAUGCUUCGCAGUGCUUGUCUUGCUUAUCUGACAUGGUUUAUUGCACGGUGUGUGCUUGUAUGCAGACCCAACAUAAGAUUGAAAUGGACAAGAGAGACGGUAAGUUUGGGCAACAAACUGGAAUGGUUGUGCCUCCGGUGCAGCAGAUGUCACGGAUCAAUCAGCCAGUUCCUCCUUCGGCUGGACACCCACCGCAUCCAGCUUAUGGGCCGCCACCUUAUGGAUAUCCCCCUCCUCCACAAGUUCAAGGUCAUCCACCUCCAGGACAUCCACCUGCUGCUUAUUAUCCUCCUCCAGGACAUCCACCUGCAGCUUAUCCUGAUCCAGGACAUCCCAAAUGAAGAACCAGUGCAACUUUCUGGUGAAAUACUAUUCAACAUGUGCAUCUCAUUAUUUCAAAGAAGUGAUUGUACAACAACAGCAUUAACCACACAUUUCCUAACUUUUGGUGCUAUAGAUGGAAGACAUUAGCCGAUGGAUAACUAUAUUACCCACGCGCGCACGUGUUUUCCCUGACAUUAAGUGAAUGCAGUAAUAGACAAAUAAUCUUUUUAUUAUCUA
Eucalyptus grandis is the source of this 1361-nucleotide messenger RNA. RefSeq lists its product as hypothetical. Bases 365 to 1141 code for a protein of 258 amino acids. Lineage: Eukaryota; Viridiplantae; Streptophyta; Magnoliopsida; Myrtales; Myrtaceae. The record is from RefSeq and is a predicted model, not a curated record. The transcript is spliced from 8 exons.